Molecule: messenger RNA, 3375 nt
Organism: Paramecium pentaurelia
Lineage: Eukaryota; Ciliophora; Oligohymenophorea; Peniculida; Parameciidae
Source: the annotation of a GenBank genome assembly
AUGAGAAAUAUGACCAGUUUACAUAAUAUUAAUUACCUAUAAAUACUAUCAGAUAAAUUGUUUUAUUAUGUUUAAUUUUCAAAUUUCACCGUGUAUGUUNUGGAAGCUGAUAAUUUUCAAGUUUAUUAUAACUAUUAAGAUUAUUCUUAAUGUGAUUAAAUUUUGGUUAAUUACUAUUAUAACUAUUAUAUAGAUGAAUACUUAGGAUGUUAAAAUCAAAUGAUUGAAUUCUACAAUUUUAACACUAUUGAUAUUAUUAAAAAAUCAAAAUUGAUUUAAUCCUUUUUGAAUAAUUAAUUUGUCGUAAUUUAAUCAGAACUGCAUCUUACCAUUUAUAAAUAAUAAGAAUACUUCUCUAUUGGCUAAAUUGUAAUUAAUAACAACACUUAAAUAUAUUUAAAUACUUAAGAUAACUACUUAUUUACAUUUAAUACAUAAAUUAUAGUCUAUGAAUUGAAAAUACCAUAAAUAUAAAUUAAUUUAACAGAUUAAUAAGUUUAAGGAAUAACUUAUGAUAUUACAAUUUAUGCUAAAUUAUAUAAUCUGACUUUUGCUGGUAUUUGUAAAAUGUUUAUGUCUAUUACUAUUCUAGAUUAGAGUGAUACAAAUAUUUAUGUAAUUUUUAAUAAAAAUUUCUAUCAGUAUAGAUCUAUUACUGGCAAUGAAAUAAAUGAAUAAAUCUUUGUAGGCUAUUCAGGCAAAUUACUGUAAUAUACUGUGAAUAUAGAUAAUAAAUAAUUUGGAUAGUUUAAUUAAACAACAUAUUAGGAAGGAUUGAUAUAUAUAAAUCAAUCAUUUAACUUGGCCUAAAUAUAAAACCCCUAAUACUUUAUAGGAGUUACUAACUAAUCAAUAUAAAUCUUAAAUCUCGAUGAUAAUUAUAAUUCUUCUGAAACUUUGAUGGAUAUUAAUAUUUAUAUUUAGGCUCAGUAAUUAUAAGUUUCUGAUUGUUACGAAUAAAAUUGUGAUUUAAUAAUAGGAGUUAGUGAUUAUGAUACAAUCUACCUUUAUUAAAUAUACUUUUUUUAAGAAACACCCUAUUACCCCUCAGAGAUUAAGUUUGAAUAAUAAUUUUAGUAAUUUUUAGUUACAUUUAAUAAUGUGAUAACUUUGAUUACAAAUCAAGAAAUUUAAAUCAUGAGUUUGAAUUUUACUGAUUUAGUAAUCAUUAACGAACCUAUGAUUAAUAAAUUAUUUAAAUCAGACAAUUAAAUAAUAUUUAAUCCUAUCUAAAUAGCUGUAAAUACUUAGUCAUUAUCUUCAUGUUUAUUUAUCAAUAAUAUUAAUAAUGUAAUAAUUAUUUCUAUUGGUAACAGUAAUAUGCCAAUACCAAUUUCAAUUAUAGAGGUUAAAUUCUAAAUUAAAUAAAUAAACAUUGUCAAUCAAAAUUUAAUUUUAUCUUAUAUUUGUAAUAAAGACUAAGAUCUUUGUUUCUAAGUUUGGAGUAUACAAAAUUUGAAAUUUCCUUUUUUUAUGAGAAAUAUGACAAGUGUAGAUUAUAAUAAUUAACUAUAAAUACUAUCAGAUAACUUGUUUUUUUAUGUUCAAUUUUCAAAUUACACAGUGCAUGUUUACAAUCCUUACUUACCUUAACAUAUGAGUUUAUAUUAUUAACUCAUUUUAUCAUCAAAAUUGAUAUGCACUGGUAUUGUUUAAUCUUUUUAAUUUUACAUGAAUUAUUAUUCUUUUUUAUAUUUUGAAACUUUUAUCAAUUCAUUAUCAGCAGAACAAUGUUUUUAGCUUUUGGUAAAUUAAUCUCUAAAUUUUUCACGCUCUUACCCAUAAAUGAUUUAUAAUUAUACUGUUACUUCUUUGUUAAAUGUAACUGCUAAUUAAUCUACACCAAAUCAAAGCUUGACUUAUUUAUCAAAUUUCACUUAUUUCUAACCCAAAACUAAAAUAAUCAAAGAUUUGUUGAUAAAGGAUUUAAAUUUAAAUGAUCGAACUUUCACAAUUCCUAUGAAUAUAAUCCUUGAUAGGCAAGCAAGUCUUUGUUAUUUUCCUAAAAGUUCUGAUGUUGAUAAAGUUCAAAAAGUUGAUAAUGUUGAUUAAUCUGAUUAACAAUACUUUACAAAUGAUGAAUGCAAUUUAACUAAUUUUGGUUACUUUACAAAAAAUAUUGAUCUUAAUUACACAUAAGUAACUGCAGUAAAUAACAAAUUUUUUAUUCUGUAAAACAAUAGUGUAAUAAGAAUUGUUAAUUAGUAUUUUGAAUUUCUUUAAUCUUACGAUUAUUCUAAUUUAAAUUUUAUUGAAUGCUUGAAAUCAACAUCUUAUAAUUUAAGUUUAUCUUCAAUAUGUCAAAACGAUACUGCAUAAUAUUGGCUAAGCAUUUAUUUUGACUCUAAUGGAAGUGUUAUAAAUACAUGCUUAUUGUAAAUACCUUAUAAAUUUACUUAUAUAACGAAAAUUAGUAAUAUAGCCACUCUUAAUUUUAUUUUAGGCUCUUAUUUAUAAAAAAAUACAUAUCACACAGGCUUGUAUUUAUUGAACCCGUUAAACAACACCAUGCAGUAACUUGAUUAUUAAAAUCUUAAAUAUGAAAUUACUAUAGAUUUUUCAGUAGCUCUAUUUAAUUCUGGUUUAGAUAUGAAUUAGUCAGAUUUAGUUCUUAUUAUAUACGUUGAUAAUUAAGGUAAUGUCAAAUAUAUAUAUUUAUUUUUCAAUAAUAAUUCAAUUACUUUAAGUGAUACUUAAGAGUUAGUUUGGGAUGGUUUUAAUUAUGCUUAAAUUUUGAUAUUGCAAAUAAUAGACAAAUAAAUAUACAUCCUUUUCACUAGUACUGAAGGUUUUGGAUAAUUAAAAUAUUAUAAGUUAUCUUAAAACUAGUUGAAUUUAUUAAAUUUAAUAACCACUAUCCCAGCUUAUGAAUACGAUGAUUUUGUGCAAAUUCCAAAUUCUGUAUAUUCUAAUGGAUUUCUACUUCAACAAUUCAAAUAAGGAAAUACCUAUAUUAUAGGAGUUUACGAUAUUACUGAUUUACUUAUUAACAAUUUGGAAGAGCCUAUUUUGAUGUUAGGAUAAUUAAACUCUACAUCUCCUGAAUAUGCUUUAAUUACAAAUAUAGAGGAUCGAAACUCUACAUGCCUUGCAUUAAAUAAUGGAUCAGUUUUAUAUUAUCCAAUAUAUACUAGAACAUUAAAAUGCCAUUAUAGGUAAGAUAGAAAUACUGUCCAUGUGAAUAUUACUUGCAAAAAUGAUUUUUCAAAUGGUUCUUAUGAGAUAACUUUUAUACUUCCUUAAUUAGAUGAACCUUCAAGAAGAUGGAUUUAUUCAUUAAUUACCAUAAUAAUUUUCUAAUUAAUAGGCUUUUAUAUUUUGGUUAAAUAUAGAAUGAGAAAUAUUGGUUAUAUCAAUACAGAAAUAGAACUAUGA